AUGAAGUCUCCAAUCACCUCCUUUAUCCUUCUCCUCGCCUCGACAGCGGCCCUCGUCUCCGCCAUCAAACCAGGCGGCAAAGGCCCCAUGAACAUGCCGCGCGAGCGAACGCACAUGUGGCAGCAAGUCGCCUGCAAAUUGGGCCACGGCAACCUCUUUGUCACCCCUUACAAGCUGACGGCCAUCGUCGACGAGGAGGUCAGCAACAUCUGCCACCGCCUCUGGCACAACCUCAAGCGCACCGACAUCGCGUGCGCGCUGCCCAGCAGGACCAUCUGCGAGGACCACGGAGACAAGUCGAUCCAGGAGAAGAAGCUCUACUGGAGCUUCGACGUGUUCACCUCCUGUCCCGCCGCCGCUGUCGACUCGGCCUGGUACGAGAGCACCGGCAACAUUUGGGGCCGGUCGAGGUGCGGCGAGGGGAAGUACGAGUAUGCGGAUCUUCCGGAGUUGCCUUUUCCUUAUAAGAAGGAGCGUCCGACGUUUGGGGAGGCUUAA
This is a messenger RNA of Colletotrichum godetiae, 498 nucleotides long. RefSeq lists its product as uncharacterized. The transcript has a single exon. The record is from RefSeq and is a predicted model, not a curated record. Bases 1 to 498 code for a protein of 165 amino acids. NCBI's taxonomy places the organism in Eukaryota, Fungi, Ascomycota, Sordariomycetes, Glomerellales, Glomerellaceae.